Molecule: messenger RNA, 3523 nt
Organism: Astyanax mexicanus (Mexican tetra)
Lineage: Eukaryota; Metazoa; Chordata; Actinopteri; Characiformes; Acestrorhamphidae
Gene: ark2n
Product: chromosome 17 C18orf25 homolog
Exons: 3
Coding region: 264-1373 (369 amino acids)
Biological process (GO): ubiquitin-dependent protein catabolic process
Molecular function (GO): ubiquitin protein ligase activity
Source: RefSeq, a predicted model, not a curated record
CGCGGUCGGGAAGGAGCGGAAACGACAUUGUACGUUAGCCCACCGAGCUGAAGGGGUCGCGGAGCUGAAGCGCAGUGGGAACUUUGAGCUCCGCACGCUGUUCGGUUUUAUUUAAGUGUCUCCUGCAAAAGAACCGCACCGCCUACGAUGCUGAGAAGAACACACACAUGAGGACAGCCUUCACCCAGGUACUCCACGCCCACUGAUCACCUAGCAGCCCCUGCCUCUGAGACGUUGCGCCCACCUGGCCCCGUCCUCCAGACAUGGCUGAUGCCGAGAAGGCUAACAAGCUCCCAGAAUGCCCCUCAGAGGGCGGGGCCACAGCAGAGGAGCAGGACAUGCCCCUGAGAACCGAAACAUCGCCCACAAGCUCUCCUACUUGCGAAGAGCCAAUCAGCGGUCAGAGCCCUGCAAGGCCGCAGCCCCCCGGCCUGCUUUCCAUGCCCUGUUUGCUGAAGGAGCUGCGCAGAGACUCUUCCCCUGACCAGCCCCUGGAAACAAUGCCUGCAUCUUCUACCGAUACCAACACCACCAGUCAGCUCUGCCCACCAGAGGACAGCGAUUCAUCCAUCUGCCUGCGCUCUCCCUCCUCCUCUGGUCACUUAGGUGACUCGGACACUCUCUCGUCUGCAGAAGAGGCAGCAGAGCCCGCCUCUGCCCCGGUCGCUGCAGGCAGCAGGAAGCCAUCACGGCGCUCCCGUUCUGAGAGCGAUGCGCCCGGCAUUGGUAUGGCAGCCAAGAAGAACCGCUGUCAAGAAAAACAGGUGAAUGGGCGGAGUCGGGGACGGGGCCAACGCAGCCAGCGGCAGAAAGAGCGCAUGCGUAUGCUUCGGCAGAAACGAGAGGCAGCAGCCCGGCGCAAACCAGACCUGCUCCAGGAUAGCAGCACCAGCGACAGUGACAUCACUGCACACUCUUCGUCAUCCUCUUCAUCAUCGGCAUCGUCAGACAACGAGGGAGGGGCGAUCAACUCACACCAGCCAGCUGGUCGCCGUGGAAACGACACCAUCUCCGGACUGCUGGAAGGGGGCGUGGCCAGCGGCAGCCUGGGUGGGGUCCUGGAGGAAGCCCUGACGCGGUUGGCUGCUAUGCAGAGGCAGACGGAGGAGCGUUUCCGUGUGUGGAUGGAGAGGCUGAGCCGCCUGCACUCGGACGACGAUGAUGACGAGAGCGAGCCACGGUCCGGCGCGGAGCCUGGGGGGCGGAGCCGCGACAGCUCUUUCCUGCCCUCGUCAGAGUCGCAGGAGACAUUGGCCGCCUAUCAGAUGGCACGCCUGAGCGGUGCCCCGCCCCUUACAGCCCAGAGCACCACACUCAACGGCAACCUCAACGGCAUUGUGGACUCCCCCGACCCCAACCUGCUGAAUGCAUAAAGAGGGGUGCGACUGUCGAGGAUGAAUGGAAAGUUGUGUAGAAAAACUGGGUCGCCCAAGAAAGCCAUGAUCUAAAGACAGAAAACCACCCCCACCCAUCUAUCCACACUGUUACUGUCUUGUGCUCUCUCUGUCUGUCUCUCUCUCUCUCUCUCUCUCUCUCUAUAUAUAUAUAUAUAUAUAUAUAUAUAUAUAUAUAUAUAUAUAUAUAUAUAUAUAUAUAUAUAUAUAUAUAUAUAUAUCCCUUCAGCCAUACAGUCUUACCCUCACUCGCACUUCCUUCCCAUACCUCUACCCACAAUUUCUCUCUCACUCUCUCUCUAUUCAGUUUUAGUCACAGUUCUUCUAUCUAACCUCCCCUCUUUCUACACUGUCUUGCUGUAUCACUGUAUCUCUACCACUCUCCUCAUCCUUAAUUCAGACAGUUUUUACUGUCUCUUUCUCUCCCCAUAUCCAUCCGUCCCUUCCUUCCGCCUCAUAUCCUUCCCUUUGUCCACACACCUGCCCACCCUACGCCUCCUCUAGGGGACGCUCUUCAGUGUGUGUGCCUUGAGGAUCACUUUUGUUCUUCUCACACCUGCUCUGGUGUUGGAUUGGACAAAUUAUACAUAACCAGCUCACUCGGACACUCAGACGCCUCAGGAUGUCCCGGUAGAGGCGGGUUACUGCCCACAGCCCUGCGCUUUAUGCUGGAAUGGACUUUCUCUUUUUUCUUUUUUUCUUUUUUCUUUUAGUUUUCUGUCCAAAAGAUCGACCAAAGAACUCUGAACUGUUAGUCUGGAUUAGAUUAGAUUUGAUUUGGGUUUAGUUUGGUUUAGGGGUUUUAUUUUAUUAUUAUAUUAUUGCAGCACAUGCAUGUAAUGAGCUGAAACUAUAAGGAGUGAUAAUGCAUGAAUAGCAACACUGUGGUGUUAGUACUAACAUAAUUGACCUACUGUUACACACACACACACACACACGCACAUACACACGUGUUUGAACUAUUCACAUAUUCUGUUACAGAAUUGUCAUACAAAGGGCAAAUCCACCAGUUUUACAAAUGUCUGCCAAAUUUAAUAUUUGAAAUAUAAACAAUGUUAUUCAAAGUGGGAAAAACUCCAUUCUUGAGAAACUUGCCAGUUUAAAAUAGUUCCAAGUUAACAUGUCAGAAGGAUUGUUUAUUUUGUUGGUGUUGGGAUGAAACACUCUUUAUUUUGAACCAUAUUAUUGUCAUUUUAAAACCAUUUAAUGCCACUGUCAUAAACACAUUGUACAAUAAGCCAAUAACAAUUUUUAUUACAUGCUUAUGCAUUUACAGUGGUAGGUAACUGGUGGUUUAAUUGUAUUUUGAAAGCUAAAUAACAAAUGUUUGUAAACCAGUAUUUGUGAAAUACAUUGUUUGAUGUCCAACACACUGUUGCCAUAAUUUUAAUAGAACAUGUUGGCCUAAUAUGCAUAUUUAUUACUUUUCAUAAUCCAUCUAUUGUGGAUUGAUGCAUGCAGUUUGUGUAAGGCAAACUAUUCCGUAAAGUGAUUUUACCAUUAUAACAUUAUUUAAGAGAAAAAUCGACAUACAGGAAAUGUUCAAAAGUUGCUGCAGUAACAGCUGCUGCACAGGUUAGCUAUUUGGCUAUUUGGUUGGAUUCACUGCCACAACACAGGAUAAAUUCACACCAAUCCCCCACUCUGAAUGACUGUUUACAUUUCAUUUAGGGAAAUAUGCAGAAAUUCUGGAAAAUGCAGUUUCUUUAUUUAAAGCAGAUGUCCGCACACACAGCAAAUCAUGUGUAGUCUAUAACAUAGUAAACUAAGAGGCAAUGGCAGUGAUUUUAACAGGCUUUUACUGUUUUAUUUAACUAGUUUUAAACUCAGUAGUUAUUUGUGCAUACACGACAAUGCAAAAGUGCAUUAAGGAGAAUGUUUACACACAUGCGUACACUCACACACACACACACAUGCACACACUCUUAACGGCAGGGCUAAUAGAAGAAGGUUUACAUUUGACAGUUUUCCUUCACCAAGGAAAGUGAUUUGAGUGAUUGAACUGUAGGAUGAAGGUUUUAGAAUGAAUGGGUUUUCUUAUGACUUACUUUUUUUUCUUCUUUUUAUUAGCAUUAGCAUUUUGUGCCAUGUUUGAGUGCCUGAUCCAAAUUAAAGAGAAUAAGAUGUCA